UCCGGGGGGGUGAAAAAGUGGAACUCAGCUUUAUAAAAGAAGGGACGCCUCUUCGACAAUCAAAAUCUACAGACAGACGCACGUUCAAUCUCAAAGACCAUCACAGACACAUUCCAUUACGCAGCGCACAGAACCGCAGAGAACGAGACGCAGAGAGAGCGAGAGAGAGAGAGAAUGGGAAGCACAGGCAGGAACGUAGAAAUGGAUAACGAGAGACUAACUGAGAUGGACUUCAAGGAUUCAUCCUCCAUCGUCAUCAAAAUCCGGCGACACUUACCGGACUUCCUACAGUCCGUCAAGCUCAAGUACGUCAAGUUGGGCUAUGGCUACUCUUGCAACGCGGCCACCGUCCUCAAGUUCGCCUUCAUCCUACCUCUCUUCCUCUCUCUUUCGCUCCAGCUCACCGGUCUCAAGCUCGCCGACUUGUCCCGGCUUUGGUCCACCCGCACGGUUCAGCUCGAUAGCCUAGAUGCCAUCACCAGGCUCGUGGCCUCCGCCGUUCUCCUCUUCCUCUUCGGCCUCUACUGGGCCACCCGGUCCAGACCGGUCUACCUCGUCGACUUCGCCUGCUACAAACCCUCUCAGGACCGGAAAAUAUCAGUGGACGGUUUCCUCAAGAUGACGGAGGAAAGCGGGGGCUUUGAAGAAGACACCCUUCAAUUCCAGAGACGAAUCUCGAGUAGGGCCGGUUUAGGUGACGAGACGUACUUGCCAAGUGGGAUUACGGCCAGACCGCCGAAUUUGAACAUGAAGGAAGCCCGGUCCGAGGCAGAGGCCGUCAUGUUCGGAUCUUUGGAUGCUCUGUUCGAGAAAACAGGGGUUCAACCCAGAGACAUUGAUAUACUGAUAGUGAACUGCAGCUUGUUCAACCCAACCCCGUCUCUCUCCGCCAUGAUUGUGAAUCAUUACAAGCUCAGAACUAAUAUCAAAAGCUACAAUCUGGGAGGGAUGGGGUGCAGUGCCGGACUGAUCUCAAUCGAUUUAGCCAAAGAUCUCUUAAAAGCGAACCCGAAUUCCUGCGCCAUUGUCGUCAGCACGGAGAACAUCACCCUCAAUUGGUACUUCGGAAACGACCGUUCAAUGCUCCUCUGCAAUUGCAUCUUCCGCAUGGGCGGCGCCGCCAUCCUCCUCUCCAACAAAUCCUCGGAUCGUUGCCGGUCCAAGUACGAGCUAAUCCACACGGUGAGAACCCAUAAAGGAUCCGACGACAAGAGCUUCAAUUGCGUGUACCAGAGAGAGGACGAAAAAGGAACGGUGGGUGUUUCUUUAGCGAGAGAGCUAAUGGCAGUGGCGGGAGACGCCUUGAAGACAAACAUAACAACUGGGCCGGUGGUUCUUCCGUUUUCGGAGCAGUUCAUGUUCUUUGUGUCGUUGAUGAGGAGGAAGCUUCUGAAGACGAAGGUGAAACCGUACAUUCCAGAUUUCAAAACGGCGUUCGAGCAUUUCUGCAUACACGCCGGAGGAAGGGCGGUGCUGGACGAGUUGCAGAAGAAUCUGCGACUGAGCGAGUGGCACAUGGAGCCGUCGAGGAUGACGCUGCACAGGUUUGGGAACACGUCGAGCAGUUCACUCUGGUACGAGCUGGCGUACACGGAGGCCAUGGGUCGGGUAGGUAGCGGAGACCGGGUCUGGCAGAUAGCUUUCGGGUCUGGUUUUAAGUGUAACAGCGCCGUGUGGAGGGCAAUACGGGGCGUUCAGGUGGGAGACUGGCGGGGAAACCCCUGGGACGACUCGGUGGAUAAGUAUCCGGUUAAAGUCCCCGCUUCUUGAAUUGCCACGUGGAAUGAUGUUAUUGGUGCUAAAGCUUCACGUGGAUGUUAAUGUUUGCUGCUCUUUUCUUUUUACUUUUAAAUAAUCAUUAUUUGUUAAUUACUUCAUUAUUAAGAGUUAAGACUGAUAUGAUGAUAGUAUAAUCA
Messenger RNA from Prosopis cineraria, 1916 nucleotides. RefSeq names its product 3-ketoacyl-CoA synthase 1-like. The record is from RefSeq and is a predicted model, not a curated record. Lineage: Eukaryota; Viridiplantae; Streptophyta; Magnoliopsida; Fabales; Fabaceae. Gene Ontology annotation, biological process: fatty acid biosynthetic process. Gene Ontology annotation, cellular component: membrane. Gene Ontology annotation, molecular function: acyltransferase activity, transferring groups other than amino-acyl groups.